UCCUCUCUCUCUCUCUCUCUCUCUCGUCCAUUCAUCGUUCAUGGACACACAAUAAGAACUGGUGUGCCUUAGCAAGUAUUGAAGACGAAAAAAAAAAAAAUGGAUGUAAUUUCUGAGCACUGAAAUGUGCUAAUAACAUUUGCCGGUGCGUCUGUCUAUGCAGCUGCGUGUUCGGUUCAAUCUGUCUCUCCUUGCUUCACAACAACAUGCAAACGGCAAAUACGCUUUGGUGGAUGGGAUCGGUAAUGAACACGUAAAAUGAACCUGUUCUUUCAGCUGCGUUGAACGAGGAAGACGACAAUUAGAAUCGGAGGAUUUUUAUUUAUUUUUUGGGGGUUUGGGUUUUUGUUUUAAAUAUCACUGCGCAAAGAAAAGCAAUAUUAUAGUUAAUAUUAUACUGUAGUAUGCAUAUCCGCACCACGUCACUGUGCACAGCUCCGUGGAGCUCUAAUUAACCGAUUCGUAUUUGAUUUGCCGGUUCAUUUUUCCCAAGACGUUUACAUUUUUUUUUAAUAUAUAUUUCAAACGUUACCGAAGGAAGAGCGACUGCAUGUGCAGCUGCUUCGGUCUAGCAGCAGCAGCAGCGCAAGCUGACCCGCGGGCGCAGCGGUUGCUUGGAAACGCUGAGGCGAAGAGGCUCUUAAUUUGGUCGAGGUAAUUAACAAGGAGUCUUUUAAUGUGUCAUUGUCGACGGACUCUCUGGAGGCAACUCGGACACCAAACACGGAGUCAAAUUUGACAGCACCACUCGACCGCCGCCACCGGGUUCAAAAGGUUUUCCGAAUUGCGUGUUACAAAGAGGCACGGCGUUUUGAUUUUCAGACACCCGCUGCAGUGGCCGCUUGUUUAGCCUUAUCACUAAAAAGCGCAUCCCGAUUUUUCUUUUUUUUUUUUCCCUGUGCAAUUUUGUAUUUUUUGCCGUUGUAUAGAACACCUUUCUUUUAUAAAAGACUGCAUCUUUCUUUUUGGUCUUUAUCGCCGAAGGAUCGAAAAACGCUAGCAGCGUGCAGUGAUACACGACAAAGCAAUGUCAAUUAUAUAUCUCUCAGUCUCUGCGAGGUUAAUUUGGACAAGCACUGACUAUAUCGUUACACCGCUUAUUUAAAAAUGUUUAUGCAACUGCACUGAAAUCUCAGCCAACUGUAUUAUAUAGCUAUACGGUUUAGUUACUGUAUUUCAUUAGAUAAAAACUGCCUCGCCAGAGCAGAACCACACGGUGUUAGUUAAUUAUUAAGACAGAAAGAUACAGCAGGACGCCAGUUCAAUGAAAUAUUCACCAGGAGCAAUAAAGAGACCGAACUCGCGAUCUUUUUUACUGUGAAUGUAUUUUAUCCAAAAAUCCUUAAUUAUUGACCAUCUGAUACAUUAUAUAACAGCGUAUCAUAUUAAAACUGCGUACACUGGUUAGUUAUUAUCAAACUGAUUGUGUUUGUAGAUCGAUAUGUUGUAAAUCGUCACACACAUGCAUAUAUAAUUGUUCUGAUACAGCGACAGUUUUUAUUUUAUAAUGAGCAGGCAUUAAGAUAUAUUGCCUAUGUCAAAAUGCCGCUGCAGACUUUUGUAUUGAAGAACAUGACACGACCUCCUCCUUCAUGAGUUUGACUCGAGCGCGUUCUAUACUAACGUCUUAAAAAUUUGGGACACGGGAUGUUGCUGGAUCUAUAAAUAUCCCAGUUGACUACUCAAGGAGAAUAUCAAAUGAACCUGGCCUUGCUUAGUUCCCCACACAGAAAAAACGGACAAAACAGCUGUAAACACGCUCCGUGGAUUUUAAGGAACGCUUCGAAACGCUGUUGACUGGAGACACACAGAAUAGCAGUCGACAGCAUCGCCUGGGUUCCUGUUGACACUUUGAUGAACACGAACUAAGGGCUUUGCUGUACGUUUGAAGAAUCGCAAUGGCUCUCUUGAACAUACUGGUGGCUUCGUUUACAUGGCUGAUGUGUGCGAGAGUCUGUUGGAGUGGCUGUGUGGAGGUGGAGUCCAGCACGGAGGCGGUCCUGGGACAAGGGUUCAAGCUGGGCUGCAUCUCCUGUAAGCAGCGGCGCGAGGUGGAGGCCACCUCGUCAGUGCAGUGGUCCUUUAAAUCCAAAGACGAUGCAGACUUCAAUUUGAUCUACCAGUACGAGGAUUACGAGCAGGAGAUAUUUGACGAUCGGUUCGAACGCCGCCUCGUUUGGAACGGCAGCAAGAAGACAACUGACCUUCUGGACGUCUCCGUGUACAUCCUCAACGUCUCCUUCGAUGAUGCCGGCCUCUACAAGUGCUACGUGGAGCGGACACUUUACUACGAGCACUACGAGUUCCACACCAACGCUUCCAAGUUCGUCAAGCUCACCGUUGUCCCCACAGUGAACCGGGAGCUGACCUCGAUCAUAGGGGAGGUGAUGAUGUACGUCGCCAACAUUGGGCUCACUUUCUGGCUGCUGGUGGAGAUGGUGUACUGUUACCGCAAGAUCGCUGCCGCGGGAGAGGAGGCGUUGCGGGAGAACGCGGCUGAGUAUCUGGCCAUCGCCUCGGAGAGCAAAGAGAACUGCGCCGGGGUGCAAGUGGCUGAAUAGCACUGAAGACGACGGGAGGGGCAACUCAGACAGAACGAGACGAGGAAAACAUGCUGAAGAAGGAGCAGAGAAAAAACUAAUUCAAGAGAACGAACAAACCUUUGCAAACCUGCCAAAAGGAACGGAAUGCAGCUGUAGAAAAAAAAAACAUACUAAAUAUAUCAUUUGGAGAGAAGGUUUCCUGGACAUUUUAUGGACUAGAAAAAAAAAAAAAGCAUGUUCAGAUGUUUUCAUAAAAAAAAAAAAAAAGAAGAAAAAAAAAUAUGUAUUCACAUCACCAA
This is a messenger RNA of Acipenser ruthenus (sterlet), 2842 nucleotides long. RefSeq names its product sodium channel subunit beta-1-like. Gene Ontology annotation, biological process: regulation of heart rate by cardiac conduction; cardiac muscle cell action potential involved in contraction; sodium ion transport. Gene Ontology annotation, molecular function: sodium channel regulator activity. Gene Ontology annotation, cellular component: voltage-gated sodium channel complex. The coding region runs from base 1899 to 2561 and encodes 220 amino acids. The record is from RefSeq and is a predicted model, not a curated record. The transcript is spliced from 6 exons. NCBI's taxonomy places the organism in Eukaryota, Metazoa, Chordata, Actinopteri, Acipenseriformes, Acipenseridae.